Messenger RNA from Mangifera indica (mango), 3595 nucleotides. Its product is annotated as probable LRR receptor-like serine/threonine-protein kinase At1g07650. Gene Ontology annotation, biological process: protein phosphorylation. NCBI's taxonomy places the organism in Eukaryota, Viridiplantae, Streptophyta, Magnoliopsida, Sapindales, Anacardiaceae. The transcript is spliced from 24 exons. Gene Ontology annotation, molecular function: ATP binding; protein binding; protein kinase activity. Bases 83 to 3136 code for a protein of 1017 amino acids. The record is from RefSeq and is a predicted model, not a curated record.
UGGCGGCAGGUAGUAUCAAUUGUCUAUUCUAUCACUCAUUUCUUCAUUAUCAGCUCACAAGUUUCACAGUUAAACAUCUCAAAUGGGAGCAUCUCUGAAGCUCCUUCUUACACUUACUUUCAUUGCAACUGCAACCUUUGGAUUUGCAGCCACUUCUAACAAGCUUCACACUGAAGAAGUGAGAGCAUUGAAGCAAAUAGGGAGGCAACUGGGGAAGAGAGAUUGGAAUUUUGAAGUAGAUCCCUGCAGUCGUAAAGGGAACUGGAUUAUACAGGAGGAGACAGAAGGACAGGAGAGUAAUCUGACAUGUCAAUGCUCUUCCUCAUCUUGCCACGUUGUAAGCAUACUGUUAAAAGGACAAAAUCUUACAGGAAUUAUCCCACCGGACUUCUCCAAGCUUCGCUACCUUAAAUUUCUGGACCUCAGCCGCAACUGCCUCACUGGUUCUAUUCCUCCACAAUGGGCUACCAUGCAAUUGGAGGAGCUCUCUUUCAUGGGGAACCGUCUCUCAGGUCCAUUCCCAAAAGUUCUCACAAAUAUCACCACACUCAGAAACCUGAGUAUAGAAGGGAACCUCUUUUCAGGACGCAUUCCUCCAGAGAUUGGAAAGUUGAUCAACUUACAGAAAUUGAUGCUCUCGUCAAAUGCUUUCACAGGAGAAUUUCCAGCAGAACUUGCCAAAUUGAGCAACCUGAAUGAUUUGAGGAUAAAUGACAACAACUUUUCUGGGAAGAUACCGGAUUUCAUUGGUAAAUGGAAAAACAUUCAGAAAUUGCAUAUCCAGGGUUGCUCUCUUGAGGGGCCUAUUCCUUCUAGCAUUUCUUCUUUGACUCACUUGAGCGAUCUGAGGAUUAGUGACUUGAAAGGGAGAGGGACUGCUUUCCCACAAUUGGAUAAAAUGAAAUCCUUGAAGACAUUGAUUCUAAAGAAAUGCAUGAUACAUGGUCAGAUCCCAGAAUAUAUUGGGGAUAUGACAAAAUUGAAACACCUAGACCUUACUUUUAAUAACUUGACGGGUCCAAUUCCUAAAACAUUCAACCAAUUGGCAAAAGUCGAUUUCAUGUAUUUGACAGGUAACAUGCUUACUGGCGGUGUACCUAGAUAUAUCUUAGAAAGCAACAAAAUUGUGGAUGUAUCUUAUAACAAUUUCACUUGGGAAAGCUCAGGUCCAAUAGAAUGUCCUCGAGGGAGUGUGAACUUAGUGGAGAGCUACUCUGUGUCAGCUGAUAAAGCAAGUAGAGUUCAUUCGUGCCUAAAACACAACUUUUCAUGUUCUGCAUCUAGUGAUCAGUAUCACUACUCCAUGCACAUAAACUGCGGUGGCAAGGAUCUAUAUAUUGGUAGUACCGAGUAUGAAGCUGACGUUGAAGCAAAAGGAGCUUCUAUGUUUUACACUAGCCCAGACCAGUACUGGGCAUUUAGCAGUACUGGGAAUUUUAUGGACAAUGAUGUUGUUUCAGAUGUUUAUAUCCAAACCAAUACGUCUACUCUUUCCAAUGUCUCUGCUGACAGUUUGGAACUGUAUAGAACGGCACGUGUUUCUCCUCUCUCCCUCACUUUCUAUGGACUCUGCCUCGGAAAUGGGAAUUACACUGUCAAACUUCACUUUGCUGAGAUUAUUUUCAAAAAUGACAGCUCUUUUUAUCGCUUGGGGAAGCGUAUAUUUGAUGUAUACAUCCAGGGGGAGUUGGUCCUGAAAGAUUUUAACAUUGAAGAUGAGGCUGGAGGUACCGGCAUUCCCAUUGUAAAGAAUUUUACAGCCCAAGUGACAAGUAACACAUUAAAGAUUCAAUUUUAUUGGGCUGGAAGAGGGACAACCGGCAUACCAUUCAGAGGAUUUUAUGGCCCUCUAAUAUCGGCUAUCUCAGUAGAUCCAAACUUUAAGCCCCCUGUGCUUAAUAGGAAAAAACAUCGUGUCAUGGUAGUGGCUUCAACAUUGGCUUCAUCACUAUUACUUGUCCUGUUGCUGUUACUUAUAAUGCGGAGGAAAGGGUGGCUGGGAGGCAAUGUCUCUGCAGAUAAAGAGCUGAGAGGUCUAGAUUUGCAAACAGGAAUAUACGCUCUAAGACAGAUUAAGGUUGCUACAAAAAAUUUUGAUGCAGCUAAUAAAGUUGGGGAAGGUGGUUUUGGUUCAGUUUACAAGGGUGUACUACCAGAUGGAACUGUAAUUGCUGUAAAACAGCUCUCAUCAAAAUCUAAGCAGGGAAAUCGUGAAUUUAUAAAUGAAAUCGGCAUGAUAUCUGCUUUGCAACAUCCAAAUCUUGUCAAGUUGUAUGGAUGUUGUGUUGAAGGAAAUCAGUUGUUACUUGUCUACGAGUACAUGGAAAAUAAUUGUGUUUCCCGUGCACUUUUUGGGAGAGAUGAGGCAAACAGAUUAAAAUUAGAUUGGCCUACAAGGAGAAAUAUUAUCCUUGGCAUAGCCAGAGGUUUAGUCUACCUCCAUGAAGAGUCAAUAAUAAAAAUUGUGCAUAGGGAUAUCAAGACAAGCAAUGUCUUGCUAGAUAAGGAUCUCAAUGCUAAAAUUUCUGAUUUUGGCUUGGCUAAGCUUUAUGAGGACGACAAUUCUCACAUCAGCACAAGGGUUGCUGGAACAGUUGGUUAUAUGGCUCCUGAGUAUGCUAUGCGUGGUUACUUAACAAACAAAGCAGAUGUUUAUAGUUUUGGAGUAGUUGCAUUGGAAAUAGUUAGUGGUAAGAGCAACACAAACUACAGGCCUAAUGAGGAUUUUGUUUACCUUCUUGACUGGGCAUAUGUUCUUCAAGAAAGAGGAAAUCUGUUAGAGCUAGUUGAUCCUAAUUUGGGGUCAGAAUAUUCAUCAGAGGAAGCAAUUGUGAUGCUAAAUGUGGCUCUCUUGUGCACGAAUGCAUCCCCAACGCUGAGGCCAACCAUGUCUCAAGUGGUGAGCAUGCUUGAAGGUAGGACUGCAGUUCAAGAUCUGCUUUCAGAUGCAGGGUUUUUAGCCAUUAAUUCAAAAUAUAUGGCCAUAAGAAAUCACUUCUGGCAACAUCCAAGCCAAACUCAAAGCUUGUCAACUGGUGGUCCUGGUACUGAUGAUUACUCGACUUCAAAGUCAAUUAUAGAAACAGCAGCAAGUGACCAUCCUAUGAGAAGUAGUCCAGUUUCAGUUCCAGUAUGAUAUGGCAUGGGGAAAAGUCUCUUUGCAUAUUAUAUAUAUAGAUAUUUUAAUUUCAAUGAAUUAUAACAUUAUAGAUAUAUUAAUGAAGUAGUUUGAAAUUUUGUACUUGCCACAAAAGGUGAGGUUAGUUAUAGUUCUAUUCCUAAGAUUUAGUAGUAGUUGUAUUAUAAAUUAGGUAAGUUACUUCAUGGAUUGGAUGGGAAUAGAAAUGGAAUAGGAUAAUAUUGUUACUUCAAAUAAGAAAUGUUGAUAGAAUAGAAUAAAUUUGUGAUUAUUCUAUUUUGUGGAUUAAGGACUUAAGGAGUUUGUUUAAUGCUUUAGGCAGUUUCUAUCUCUUAAAGGGUGAAAAAAACAGCUAUAAAUAUCCCACUCAUUUUGUGUAAUGUAAUAUUCAUUGUUAUGUUGGACCCUUCCAUUCCAUUUUUCUCUAUGCUACUUUCGUUUCCUUUGUCUCUUUAA